AAUCUCGAGAUACAAAAUUUUCCGUUAUUUCAUUCUGGUUGGGAGAGUUUGGCCCUCCAACCCGUCUUCCUCGUCGCUUGAGUCUCCGGUAUCCGAGCAGGAAGAAAGAGAAAAUAUCAUCAAAGAUAAAGAAUCCUGUUGAAAAGAACCCCAUGUCAACCACCUCCGUCUACCUACUUCCCAUUUUUCCAAUUUCCCCACAGAAUCAUCAUGCCUUCCUCCACUUCCUUCCCAAACCCUACCCAUCUCCACGCUCCCGUUCGAAACUUGGAACUAAACCCAGAGUUUCAAGGCCUUUCUUCUGUUGCAGCAACCGAAAGGCAAUUCCCGACUCUAAGAUGGAUUCCGUUGACUGUGUCGGCACCGGAAAUGACGUCGAGUGUUUCGCCUCUGACACCGAACAGCUGCUUCCUUCGCCGCCCCCAGCCAACAAGAGCUCCGCAAGUUUCGAGAUAACUGGAGUAGCGGCAAAAUUUGAUGAGGGAUUGAUUGGUAUGGUCAUCGACUGGGCGCUCCUGGUGUCUCCCUUCUUCUUUUGGGGCACCGCAAUGGUGGCUAUGAAGGAGGUGAUCCCUAAGACGGGACCCUUCUUCGUGUCGGCAUUUCGGCUGAUCCCGGCGGGUGCUAUGUUGAUCGGAUUUGCGGCGGCAAGAGGCAGGCGGCAGCCGACGGGGCUCCUGGCGUGGAUUUCCAUUAUCCUGUUUGGUAUCGUGGACGGGGCAUUUUUUCAGGGGUUUCUUGCUGAGGGGUUACAGAAAACAGCAGCUGGAUUGGGCAGUGUCAUCAUCGAUUCUCAGCCUUUGACAGUUUCAAUACUUGCAGCCCUGUUGUUUGGUGAGUCCAUUGGAACCGUUGGUGCUGCUGGGCUAGUGCUUGGUGUUAUCGGGCUUCUACUUCUUGAGAUUCCUGCAAUUUCCGUUGAAGGAAGAGAUUUAACGAUUUGGGGAAGUGGAGAAUGGUGGAUGCUUCUGGCAGCUCAAAGUAUGGCAAUUGGAACUGUUAUGGUUCGCUGGGUUUCCAAGUACUCUGAUCCUAUCAUGGCAACUGGAUGGCACAUGAUUAUAGGUGGGCUGCCUCUCCUAGUUAUUUCUAUUCUCAAUCAUGAUCCUGCCAUAAGCGGGAAUGUAAAUGCGCUAACCUCUGAUGAUAUUUGGGCUCUUCUCUACACUUCAAUAUUUGGAAGUGCCAUUAGCUAUGGUGUAUUCUUCUACAAUGCUACUAGAGGUAGCUUGACGAAGCUAAGCUCCUUCACUUUCCUAACUCCAGUGUUUGCUUCUAUAUUUGGGUUCCUCUAUCUGGGUGAGACAUUCUCCCCUUCACAAUUAGGUGGUGCAUUAGUGACACUUGUCGGUAUAUAUUUGGUCAAUUACAAAGGCAGUGACGAUGAUAAUGCAUGAAAUUGCUUUAAGGAUGAAGCUUAUAGGUCCGUUCUCUUCCAAGUGGCAUCUAUUAGUGUUGACAGAAAUAGCAAUGUGUGCGUUAUAUUUUUGAAGCUUGAGAUCAAAUUUUCAUUUUAUCAAUCCAAAAUAUAUUUCCUAGAAAAUGAAUUCGUGGUACACAGUAAUAGGCAAAUAAAUCUUGUACCAUAUACCAAACUACAUGUGCAGAGUUUAGGAUUUUUUUCUCUUUUGUUCAGAGUCGGUGGUGGCGUGAUUCUUGUUAAGCUCUGUAAACCUUCUAUGAAUACAGCUUUGUUGUAAUGGUUUUAGGCCUUUGUAACAAAGCUCUUUUCUAUUUUUUUUAUUAUGUUAUUAUGUAAAUCUGAUGCAAAUACUUUUUAGUCCAAGAAUCAAAGUGCUCUUGUAGAGGUUGUUUAUAAAAGCUUUAAACUUAACUGCAAUGAUAGUAUGUUCCAUUA
Messenger RNA from Dendrobium catenatum, 1858 nucleotides. RefSeq names its product WAT1-related protein At3g02690, chloroplastic. The record is from RefSeq and is a predicted model, not a curated record. The transcript has 7 exons. Gene Ontology annotation, cellular component: membrane; chloroplast. Bases 153 to 1397 code for a protein of 414 amino acids. Lineage: Eukaryota; Viridiplantae; Streptophyta; Magnoliopsida; Asparagales; Orchidaceae.